Messenger RNA from Ailuropoda melanoleuca (giant panda), 3078 nucleotides. RefSeq names its product syndecan 1 (gene SDC1). Gene Ontology annotation, cellular component: membrane; cell surface. NCBI's taxonomy places the organism in Eukaryota, Metazoa, Chordata, Mammalia, Carnivora, Ursidae. Gene Ontology annotation, biological process: cell migration. The transcript has 5 exons. Bases 210 to 1118 code for a protein of 302 amino acids. The record is from RefSeq and is a predicted model, not a curated record.
CACAGCCGAGAGGAAUCCAGCUGUGGAGAGCGGACUGUAGCCGGCGGGUCCCGUAGCCCUCGCCGUAGACAGCAGCGCGCGGGGCAUCGCCCGAGGGUGCAGGGCGCAACGACCCGGAGGAGCCGGCCAGGAGCCCCGCGCAGUCCUUGCCGCGCGGCGCCGCCCCGAUCCCCGCAGCCUGCAGCGCUCCCGCCGCCGGUCCGGGCAGCAUGAGGCGCGCGGCGCUCUGGCUCUGGCUCUGCACGCUGGCGCUGCGCCUGCAGCCGGCUCUCCCGCAAAUUGUGGCCACAAAUGUGCCCCCCGAAGAUCAGGACGGCUCUGGGGAUGACUCUGACAACUUCUCUGGCUCCGGUGCAGGUGCUCUGCAAGACAUCACCCUGUCACAGCAGACCCCGUCCACCUGGAAGGACAUGGCGCUUCUGACGGCCGUGCCCACGGCUCCAGAGCCCAGCGGCGUGGGGAACACCGCCGCCUCCACCUCCGUCUUGCCCACGGGAGAGGCACCUGAGGAGGGAGAGGCGGUGCUAGUGGCCGAGGUGGAGCCUGGCUUCACCGACCGCGAGAAGGAGACCACCCACCCACCCAGUGAGACCACGCCGCACCCAACCACUCACCGGGCAUCAACAGCGAGAGCCACCACGGCCCAGGGGCCUGCCACCUCCCACCCCCACAGGGACAUGCAGCCCUCGGUUCCGGCGGGACCCCGCCAGCUCGACCCGCACGCUCCCAGUGUGGAGGACGGAGGUCCCUCUGCCACCGAGAGGGCCGCAGAGGAUGGAAUCUCCACUCAGCUCCCGGCCGGAGAGGGCUCUGGGGAGCAGGACUUCACCUUCGACCUGUCUGGGGAGAACGUGGCCGGGACGGCUGUGGAGCCUGACCGGCGGAAUCAACCCCCAGUGGACCAUGAGGCCUCACAGGGCCUGCUGGACAGGAAGGAAGUGCUGGGAGGGGUCAUCGCUGGAGGCCUCGUGGGGCUCAUCUUUGCCGUGUGCCUGGUGGGUUUCAUGCUGUAUCGGAUGAAGAAGAAGGACGAGGGCAGCUACUCCUUGGAGGAGCCGAAACAAGCCAAUGGCGGAGCCUACCAGAAGCCCAGCAAGCAGGAGGAGUUCUACGCCUGACGGGGACCGUGCCCCGCCUCCCCCUGCCACUCGCUAGGCCCCCACUUGGCUCUCCCAUGAAGCACCGCAGGCCCCGCCACCAUGCCACCUCCCCAGCGCCCUGCGCACGGACCCCCGGGUGCGCUGGGGGCUCUCCACUCUGCUUCUCUGACUGCUGCCUGGAGACCUGGGUGCAGGGGCUUUCUCGCGCGUGACCUUCCCGCCACAGCCGGCACCUGGCACCGCCUUCUUCUGACUCAGUUUCUCCAACCUGGAGCAGCCUCUCCCCAGGCCCAACUCUGGAGGGAGAGGCAACCCUGCCGCUGUGCCCCGGCCGGGCCCGCUGGCUGGGGCUGGUACAUCUAUAGCACUCGCUGGCAGAGACCCCCGAUCGGGGGCCUUUCCACCCCCCAGGGGCGGGGAGAGGAGUUCAGAGCUCCAUCGGAUCCACAUCGUUUUGUGUGGGGGGGGUCUCUUUUAGAUUUCAACUUGUUUUUGCACAUGUUUCCUCUAGUUUCUCUGUUCGUAGCCCAGUAGACUUUGUUACUUCUGAGGUAAGUUAAGUAAGUUGAUUCGGUUACCCCCGUCUUGCUUCCCUAAACUACGGCAAGGAGACAGCAUCAGGGUUCAGACUUUUUAUUGUGCUUUUUGUUUUUUGUUUUUUAAACUAGGAGAACCCAAUCUGAAAGCCAACAUAUAGGUCUAGUUUGUGUUGUCUCUGAGUUUGUCACUCACGCGUGCAACAGGGUAUGGAAUGUCUGCCGGGCCGCCCCGCGGCUGGGCUGGCUGAUCCCGGCUGCCCACGGGCAGUCACCUCUGGGGCGGCCGUGCCCGCGCCCGUGGACCAGGGCCGCCGCCGUGGGCGGCCUGCGGCGAAACGGAGGAGCCACGGGAGAACGGAGUCCUGGCACCUCUGGCUGGGGACCGAGGGGAGAGGACUGUGGGGCGGGAGAUGGGGCAGUGGCCCCAGAGAGCCUCCCGCAGACUGAGCCCUGCCUUGGGUGCCCCAGAAAAUGUCUCUGGGGGACAUUUUCUUCUGGAAGGUGGCGUGAGGGGUCUGGGCACACCCGGCACGGAGCCGUUCCACGCAGGACCAGGCUGACCUUCGAUGAGCUCCUGUGGCCCUGCCCUGGAAUCAGGAAUGUUCCAAAGAGUGAUAGUCUUUUGCUUUUGGCAAAACUCUACUUAAUCCAAUGGGUUUUUCCCUGUACAGUAGAUUUUCCAAAUGUAAUAAACUUUAAUAUAAAGUAGUCAUGUGAACUCUCCUGCCUUUACUUCUUCUCUCUGUGCUGGUCGUGUGGACGUGAUCAGCCUUUUCUCUAAACACAGAUGAUAUUGGGAAACUCGGCCAAAAACUCUGUGCCUUUAUCUUUCCCUUGGGGAGGGAUUCUGGGGCCAGAGUCCCUCUGGUUUGUUUGCUUUUCGUUUUUUUGUCUUUGCUAAAAUUCUCCUGGAGGUCAGUAGGUUCAGCCAAGGUUAUAGAAGGCCUGAUAUAAAUUUCUGUGUGGCCAAGCCCAAAGCACUGUCUCCUCAACGCUGGAGAAACUGUGGCGGCUCCAGCCCGUCUUCGGCGGCGGCCACGGGCCCCACAGCGACCCGGAGCCAAGGCCUGCCUCUCAGACACCUUGGACGGACCUCCUCUCACACCUUUGCUAGGACCCGAGGCCCCCAGCCCAGGCCUCCUGGGAACCCCUCUACUUGCCUAUUUAAUUUGACAACGUUCCAGCUGCUCUGUUGGCUGUUCCAGGAGAGGGGCCGUCUGUGACGCAGAGAGAGGCACCGUCAAGCGAAGGGAACCUGUGCUCUGUGUUCGAUACUGGGACUACCUGGAGUGUGUGACUGGACACAACUGGAGGGGGGAGGGCGUGGGGGAAAGGGUGGGGAAGGGGUCCGCAACUGCUCAUCUCUGCUCAUCCCCGGAUGGCGCCGAGCCUGUGGCUGGGCCCAUUCAUGUAACUGUAAUAAACGGCACUUGUCAUUU